This is a messenger RNA of Medicago truncatula (barrel medic), 1625 nucleotides long. Its product is annotated as ABSCISIC ACID-INSENSITIVE 5-like protein 2. Gene Ontology annotation, biological process: positive regulation of DNA-templated transcription. Gene Ontology annotation, molecular function: DNA-binding transcription factor activity. Lineage: Eukaryota; Viridiplantae; Streptophyta; Magnoliopsida; Fabales; Fabaceae. The transcript is spliced from 4 exons. The coding region runs from base 330 to 1298 and encodes 322 amino acids. The record is from RefSeq and is a predicted model, not a curated record. Gene Ontology annotation, cellular component: nucleus.
CUUCUCUCUCUAUAUAUCUCUCUUCAUCUCACCCCUUUCUCUUUCUCUCUCUUCACUCGCAUACAUUUUACAUGCACAAACAACAGACACAGUUGUGAAGGUUGUUUGUUUAUCAACUUAGUUUUUCUCACACUGUUGAUCUUGUUCCUUACUCACAUUGCUUUGUUCAUUCAUUCACUUUCUCAGAUCGGUGUCUCACACUCAUAAGCUUCUGAUUGUAAGGGUCAUAUGAUUAAAGAUUUGGAUAUGUUGCUUUAAGUCUUUUAUCGGCAAAAGGCUAUGAAAUAUGGAGUGAGUUCUUUAGUGAUUGCUUGCCUAACAUCGAAACUAUGGGGUCUCAAGUUGUUGAUGAAAGUAAUAAUGAAAACCAUUCGCAGUUCCAGCCUCUGGCACGGCAAAAUUCAAUGUACAAUCUUACCCUUGAUGAAGUUCAGAAUCACUUAGGUGACUUAGGAAAGCCACUAAGUAGUAUGAACCUUGACGAGCUUCUGAAAAAUGUAUGGACUGUUGAGGCAAACCAAUCAAUUCGCAUGGAAAACGAGAACACAGCUCAAGCCGGAGAAGUUGUUUUUCAACGUCAACCUAAUCUGUCGUUAACCGGUCCGUUAAGCAAGAAGACAGUUGAUGAAGUUUGGAGAGAUAUCCAACAAAGCAACGAUCAUGAGGAGGUGAAGUCUCAAGAGAUACAAUCUACUUUGGGUGAGAUGACAUUAGAGGAUUUUUUGGUGAAAGCAGGCGUUGUUUCAGCUGCAUCUUCAAAUAGAAAAAAUACUAAUGGUCCUACUCCUAAAGUCAGUGUUGUUGAAUCGAAUGUAGCGUUGCCACAGUUUUCUCCACAUGGUCCGUGGAUACAGUAUGCACAACCACACUAUCAGCAUCCACAACAAAGUGUGAUGGCGACUUAUGUUCCGAGCCAGAUCAUAGCGCAGUCAUUGCACAUGGCAGCCGGUGCUCCGUCGGACAGUGUUCCAUAUACAGAUGGUCAGGUGGCAUUGGCUUCACCAGUAAUAGGAAACUUAUCUGAUACACAGAAAUCUGCGAGAAAACGGGGACCGGAGGACAUGAUUGAGAGGACUGUUGAGAGGAAGCAGAAGAGGAUGAUUAAGAAUCGGGAAUCUGCUGCGCGCUCAAGAGCAAGGAAACAGGCAUACACAACUGAGUUGGAGAUCAAAGUCUCGCGACUGGAAGAGGAAAAUGAUAAGCUGAGGAAAGAGAAGGAGCUUGAGAAUAUGCUAGCUAAUGCUCCGCCGCCGGAACCUAAAUGCCAGCUUCGUCGCGUAUCAUCAGCUUCAUUUUGAAAUAUGUACCUAUAUGUAGAGGUUUGUAGAUAUGAACAUCUUGGGAUAUGGUUCUAUUAGUUUAGUGUGAGUUGAAAACUACCUACCUAGCUAUUUAAUGCAUUCACAUUCAAUGGCUUAUUUGUUCUUAUGAAUAUUAGAUCAGUUUAAGUAUAGAACCUCAGUGGUAAAAGUUUUCUGGGGAACAUUGUAGUGUUACCAUUCAUUGUAUAAACUUUUCAAUCAUGGGUUGUGAAAUAGAUAUUGAGUCGUUAAAGUGGAUAAUGUUCAUGGAUAAAAGUGAAUAUACCUAGUAACAACCUCCUCGGCAAGUUACAUUUUUCCUUA